Recurvomyces mirabilis is the source of this 1569-nucleotide messenger RNA. RefSeq lists its product as uncharacterized. The coding region runs from base 1 to 1569 and encodes 522 amino acids. The record is from RefSeq and is a predicted model, not a curated record. NCBI's taxonomy places the organism in Eukaryota, Fungi, Ascomycota, Dothideomycetes, Mycosphaerellales, Teratosphaeriaceae. Gene Ontology annotation, molecular function: hydrolase activity, acting on carbon-nitrogen (but not peptide) bonds. The transcript has a single exon.
AUGUCUUCUAGCAUCGCGUACAUUAACGGGAACGUGUUCACGGUCAAUGACCAGCAGCUGCGAGCAGAAGCAUUUAUUGUCAGCGAGAAUGGCAUAUUUACAGCUGUUGGCUCCACUGCAAAGGUCGCCGCCAAAGCGAAGACAGAGCACAUGGUCAUCCACGACCUUCGAGGCCAGUUCAUCAUGCCCGGAAUCCACGAUGCGCACUGUCACAUGCUCAUGUCAGCCAUCGCGAUGACCUCGUACGCUGCUCUGCCAGGAGUUGUAAGCAAUGACAACUUGAUCGAAGAGCUCAAGAAUGGAAGCUGUGCGUGCAAAUAUGCUCAUACGAAUCAAGACUGGAUUAUGGGUAGCGGCUAUGCGAUUCCGGAAUAUGAUCGUAAAGUACUGGAUGCCGAGUAUCCUGAUACUCCAGUGAUGAUCCGAGGAGGUGCUGGCCAUGGCGUCUUCCUCAAUACGGAAGCGAUGAAACGAUCUGGAUAUGAUAUCGCAGCCGAGCCAGAUGGCCAAGGGACAUGCUUCUUGCGAGACAACAGAGGCCACCUUACUGGCGAGAUGGCGGAGAAUAGCCUGAGUAAGGCUAUCCUAGCCGUACCUAAAGCGCCAGCAUCCCAUGCUAAGCGAGUGAUGAAGGAGGCGCAGAAAAUGCUGCACGCUGCUGGCGUGACUUCGAUACAGGAAGCAUCUGCUAAUACAGCUUUCCUGGACGUCACACGGGAACUCGAGCAAGAACAAAGCCUGAAACUCGAGAUCUUCCCGCACAUCGUUUAUGCCCCAGACUGGAUAGGUGAAGAGCCUACGUCGUCACUGCACGCCUUGCUCGACAAUGCCGAAAAGUACCGCUCCAAGCACGUCGACACUCGCUUCGUGAAAAUCAUCCUAGACGGCGUGCCCUUGCCACCCUACUACUCCCAUGCGGCGCUCCAGGAAGACGGCCGAGCACAACAGCACAAAUUGUUCAUCACAAACGUUCACGACGCGGUACAGAAAUACGACGAGCGCGGGAUGACGAUGAAGAUUCAUUGUACCGGCCAGGGAGCAACGAGGUUGACCCUUGAUGCGUUCGAAGCCGCUCGGAAGAGGAACCCGGGUGGACCUAGACAUGAGAUUGCACAUUGCUCAGGCGUUCACGACGAUGACUAUGCUCGGUUCCGUAGCUUGGACGUGACGGCUGAGAUGUCGCCGGCUUUCUUCUUCGUGCAUCCCGUUACUGAGUCAAGUGGAGGGUUGAUGGACUGGAACUUCGCCAAGAUGGCCAAAGCUGGUGCGCAUGUCACGAUAGGCUCGGAUUGGGGAGCAGGCGCUAGUCCCGACAUUCUGCCUUGUUUGCAAGGGAUCAUCGAUCAAGUCGGGCAAGGUGACAAGCAGCUCGGCGGUGAGAGGAUCUGUCGUAUGCUUACUUUAGCCGGCGCGGAGGCCAUAGGGAGGGAGAAGGAGCUAGGAAGUAUCGAGGCAGGGAAGAAGGCGAACUUCAUUGCCGUCAGUCAGGAUUUGAGUAAAGGAGAUUUUGAUGGUGCGAAGAUAUUGAAGACUUGGUUUGAGGGAGAGAUGGUUUAUGAAUUUCAGUAG